This is a messenger RNA of Sorghum bicolor (sorghum), 1778 nucleotides long. RefSeq names its product thymocyte nuclear protein 1. The record is from RefSeq and is a predicted model, not a curated record. The transcript has 3 exons. Gene Ontology annotation, cellular component: nucleus. Lineage: Eukaryota; Viridiplantae; Streptophyta; Magnoliopsida; Poales; Poaceae. The coding region runs from base 608 to 1348 and encodes 246 amino acids.
CAUCUUCUUUCCUAGGCCCAGGGGAUGGUUUUUGUUUUGUUUUUGCGUCAGUACUCAGUCGUCUUCGACGCAAGGGGAAUCGGGAAUACAGGAUGCGGCUCUCCUUCCCCCUUGUCGCCGGCGCCGUCGUGAUCGGAGUGAUUUCUGGGAAUGUUAUAUUUGGGCCACCACUUCAGAAAUACUGGGCAGAGAAGCAGCAGCAAGAGGCAGCAAAAGAAGGCCAGACUGGUUCGACCUGACAUAAGUAUCCUCCUCUUCUGCAGUUUACAAUGAUGAUGCCCAUACAAAUGUGUACUCCUUGAUCCUCAGCUAGCAUCACUUUUUGUUAGCACUGGUUACAUUAGUUGCCCUAGUUUUGUGCUGGAAGAAGACAUCGUGCAACGCACAGACUGAUUUGAAAUCCACUCUUUUUGCAUACCUUCUUAUGCGGGUUGAUCUCGUAACUAUUAGAUGUCAAGAUCACAUGGUUGUAUACUUGUAUGUCCUGGUAUCUGUGGAUUUUACUUUUUAAAACACCUGUGGAUUUUACUUGCCUCUAUAUCGUGGCUUCUGAAUUUUGCUGGGCCGACCGUUCCUCUGAGUUCCGGCCCAAAUCAGCAUUCUUGGAAUGCGACUCGGCCCUUUCCAGUACAACCUCCACCGCUUUCUGAACACGAAGUCGAAAGGACGCGAUAUUGCAGAACCUCCCUCCCCGCGCGCAUUCACCAGCCCUAGCCGCCUAUUUUUUUUCCCGCUAAAACAAGAACCUUUGCCUCCUCCGGCGACUCGCCGGAUACCUGAACCUGGAGUGAAGCUCCCGCACAGGAUGCCGAGGAAAGCAAAACCCGCCGCCAAAGCCACCGCGGCCGUCGCCGCCGCCACCGGCGUGCAGUACUGGCUUCUGAAGACGGAGCCGGGCGAGUGGUCGUGGUCCGACCAGGCGCGGGCCCCGGGCGGCGUCGCGCCGUGGGACGGCGUCCGCAACCGCCAGGCCAUCAACAGCCUCCGCGCCAUGCGGCCGGGUGACCGUUGCCUGUUCUACCACUCCGGCGCCGGCGCCGCCUCCCGUCGCGUCGUCGGCGUCGUGGAGGUCGUCCGGCCCUGGUACGAGGGCGAGGGCGAUGGCGAGGGCAAGGAGGCGGCGGCCGGUGGCGCCGUGGACGUGCGGGCGGUCGGGGAGUUCCGGAACCCCGUCCCUCUCGGUGACAUCAAGAAGGCCGCGGGCGAGGUAGAGGGGAUGAAGGACUUCGCGCUGCUCCGGCAGGCGCGGCUAUCGGUGAUGCCCGUGCCGGCGAAGAUCUGGGAUUGGAUUUGUGACGCGGGAGGGGGCUUCGUGCAAGUCGGCGAGGUCGAGGAAGAAGAGGAUUGAUGCUGCAAAUGUGAAGAACCAAGUUGCUCCUGGUACCGGGUGACAUGAGCAACUGGAAGGAGGCAUUUUGUGGAGUCCUUUUGGCCUGCAAGGGUUGCGAGUUCUGAAGAGGCAUUCAUGUUUCUUCAGUGUUUGCCAUCUCGGCACAGAAGUGCCCAACAAGAAUGUAGUUACUAGUUGAUUUAUGUAAGUUCAAUGGCCGAUGUAGCUAGUGUAGCUUGGACCUAUGAAGUACUCGAGCUGUGCGUUAGCUUGUGACUCGCAUUACUGGAUAAUCUACUUGCUGCUCUUAUGGACAGUCUGAUGCAGUCCACUGAAGUUUCAGUCAGGUUGUUCGUAUUAUGCUAUCGAAUAUCGUUAAUUGACACUCUAUUGGUAAUUAUAUUACCAUAGAGCGCACACUAUGAACUGCAGGUGGCAUAUUGAUCUA